Messenger RNA from Medioppia subpectinata, 1947 nucleotides. NCBI's taxonomy places the organism in Eukaryota, Metazoa, Arthropoda, Arachnida, Sarcoptiformes, Oppiidae. The record is from the annotation of a GenBank genome assembly.
AUGAAUAAGCUGAACCUCUCGGGCAGUAGUGAUGGCCACCAAUCGGGAGACAAACGAAAUAACAAUUGCGAAAAUGGGAAGCGAUUCAAGUGGAAGAGACCGCCGAAGAGACCAUCUCGACACUCGCGCCAGACAUCCAACUACUAUAGGAUGUGUGAUAAGUAUCAGUGCAGCGAAUGCUUCAAUUGGUUGCCAUCAGAAACGGCUUUAGAGACGCAUUCAAAUAAGUACCACAAGAACUCGAAACCCUUCGUGUGUGUCACGCAUUCAAAUAAGUACCACAAGAACUCGAAACCCUUCGUGUGUGUCGUAUGUAAGGCCACGUUCUUCGCCAACCUCUCACUUCUCAACCAUUUGUCACAAACACAUCAAAUGUCUGCCUUUGCGUGCGAUUCGUGCGACUAUAAGACACGGACUAAACAUCACUUAAUCCAACACAUGAUCACACACUCCAAGGAUAGGCCCUAUAAAUGCCAUUUCAAAGGCUGUAACAAAUCGUUUAAACGCAAGUUUGAGUUAAUUCGACACAAUAUUCUUCAUAAGAAGCGCUUCCAAUGCAAGGAAUGUAAUGAGAGUUUCAAAGACAAUCCGUCACUUCUUAACCAUUUGUCUCUCAAACAUAAAAUAUCACUCUUUGAGUGCGAUUUGUGUUGUUAUAAGACAAAGAUUAAACACCAUCUGAUCCAACAUAUGGUCACCCAUUCCAACGAAAGACCAUUCGGGUGUCACAUCCAUGGAUGCAAUCAAACAUUCAAACGCAAAGACAUGUUAAUCAGACACGAAAGACUUCACCAUUAUAAUGAAAAUGAGAUGUCGGACACAGUAUUGGAUGAGGACUUCUCGUUCGUUGAUUCGGCCGAAGAGGUGAUGCCCUCCCGAGGACUCAACGCCGGACACAUCGGACACAACACCGGACAUACCAUUGAAGACCAGAUCAGUAAUAAUUAUUACGUGGCCAGAGAGGAGCAGUCAUUUCAAUUGUUGCCUUACUUUGGUUACAGUGAAGAGUAUUUAUCUCUAAUUCACUCCAAGACUGGCAUCGAUGCCAUCAGACGGACGGCCCUUCAGUCGGGUUUAAGGAGUUGUCGGUUCCGAUUGUACAUCGAAUCCAUAUAUCAUAUCAAUAAAUUCGGUGUAUUCCAUACAAAUGUGGAUUUGACAAUAUUUCUGGAAUGUCUGCCCGAAACGAGUGAAGAGAGAAUAACCAAGAUUGCAGAGUUGCGAUCCAAGUAUGAGUUUGAGGGCACAUAUCCCGUACGGCCCUCUCUGUCCUCGACGAACCACCACUGGGUGUUGCCGUUUAGGUCUCGAUCUUUAAGCACUGCCACGGAAUUUGAGGGUCCCUUUGAGGACAUCUCUACACUUCUUGAGCUCAGCCAAUGCGACCAUAACGUCGUCCUCGUGAGCAAGUCGUUCGGUGGCCAACACUCUCUGCAAGGCAUCCAACUUUCAUCCGAUUCUCCGUCUGUCGGGAAAUCGAUGGACGAAAUGUGCGUCAAUUCGUUCUCCUGUUUGCCGUUUGGGGCUCUUCUCACAACACUUUCGGGCCUUUGUCUGCGAGCGUCGACCGAUUCAACGGCAAGAUGGUUGAAGUGGAGUGGGGUGUUGUGGGGAUGGAUAUCUCAUCAAAUGGUAGAGACAUUGGGCGUAAUCACUGCCCAAAAGAAUUUAACGCCUAAUACCGAGAAUAAUGAGGUCUCGGUCGGCGCUGAGAACGGCUCUAUGUUUAUGGUGUCCGUCGGCUAUCAGGCCAUCAAUCGUGAGAAAAUCAUUCCAAAAUUGUAUAUUAAUACUGCAAUUUUGAAAAAUAAGAAUAAUACAAUCCAGGUGUCUUUAUUAAUUAUGAAUCCGAAUAUAUCGUUGCCCGAAGAGUUCAUCCUCGGAAACUCUUUGACAAUGUUAUCCAAUGGAAUUUACAUUGGUGCGAUUUCAUUAUCCAAUCUAUAG